UUAAAUUUACACGAGAAUGAGAAUCCAACGUCAACACCAGUCCACUCCCAUCCCAUCCUCCUAAGCAAGUACUCCCUCCGGACAAAUUUCCCCCGGGACAAAUUUCCCGGCACAAGUAUAAAUGGCAAGCCGCUACCGGCAGCGGCGCGACCGGACAAAGCCACACUUACAAGCCACGGACAAGCAGGAACGGCACGACGCCGUCGCCCUUCGCCUCGCCACCGCACCAGCAGAGAGCGCAGGAGGAGAGCGGGCAGAAGAAGUUGAUGGCUUCUACCGUCGUCCCGCCGCCACCGGAGCGGAGGGUGCCGGUGGUGCCGCGGCAGACGGACGACGGGGGCGGAGGCGGGGCCAGGGGGAGUGCGGUCGGGAGCGGGAGCGUGGCGGGCAUCUCACCGAGCAUCCUCAUCAUCGCCGUCAUCGUGGUGGUGAUGCUGCUGGCGUCGCUGUCCAUCCACUACUUCAUCCGCCACCUCUGCCGCCACGUGGCGCCGGCAGGGUCAUCCGUUUCGUCCGGGCAGGCGCCGCCGCUCCCGCUCGUGGUGCGCCCCGCGGCAGGGGCGUCUGCGGCAUCCGUGGCGCCCGCCGACCAGGGAGGAGGGAAGGCGGCUGCGGCGGGGGCGGAGGCCGAGCGGCUCAUCUCUCGGCUGCCGCUGUUCACGCUGGCGUCGUCGCUGGCCGCGGUGCCCAAGUCGUCGAGGGACUGCGCCGUGUGCCAGAGCGCGUUCCGCGACGACGACGAGCUCCGCCUCCUGCCCGCCUGCCGGCACGCCUUCCACUCCCGCUGCGUCGACACGUGGCUGCGUGGCAACCCCUCCUGCCCGCUCUGCCGCGCCUCCAUCGCGCUGCCCCACCCGCCCCUCCCCGAGCUCCUCCGCGUCGAGCUCGGCAGCGUCAGCAGCCGCCGCUCCAACCCCGACGGCGCCGCCCGCGCGUACCGGCUGCCCAGCGGCCUCCCCAACUCGGAGUCGGAGUACCUCGUCGAGGAGGAGCUCCAGGUCGUGCUCAAGCCGAGCCCGAGGGCCGCCGCCGGGUCCAGCGAGCCGCCGAGCCAACACAACCACCACCUAGCUGCGGUGGAGCGCGGGCAGCCGUCGUCGUCCGUGAGCGUCACACCGACGGCGUCUUUCAGGUCGGCGGAGCAACGGAGCAGCCGGUGGAGCAACCGCUGGAGCAGCCAGUGGAGCAACCGGUGGAGCAGCGGGCGCUGGAGCAGCCGGUACGACGCCGGGACGGUGACGGCUGCGGCCACGGUGGAGUGGUGGUGGGACAUGGACGGCGGCGCGGCCCCAGCGCCGCGGCGGCGGGAGGCAGAGGAGGGCAGCUCGUCCUUCCACGGGUUCCUGCGGUGGCUCACGGGGGCAUACUAGUAAAUACGCAAGGGCCGGUCCAAGCCUCCAACACCCCCGCCGCCGCCGCCGGGCGUGUCUUCCCAAAAUGCCAUCCACUUCCUGAAACGAAUCGAAAUGAAUUGGGUGGCUCUUCUUUCCGGCAUGCGAGUGUGGAUUUUUGUUUCGUUUGGAAAAAUAAAAUCUUUCUGGGCGGGAGCCGGUGGAUUUCGAGGAGGGAGAUGCCGAGCAGGAGCAGUGCGGAUUUCAAAACUGCUGCUGCUUCCGCAUUGGAGAAUGUCGGCGGGAAGACUUAGGAAUGAAUUUGGGGACUUUCAGGCAGCCACAGCAUUCUCAAUCAACCAAAUGGAAUGAAAACGAAUUUUUUUCAGCUUGGAGAAGUGCUGCAUUUUGAUUACAUUUAUGGUACUCAUUGUGGAGUGUGUAUUGGAUUAGUGAAGUGAGAUCCUUUCUUCAAAAAUAAGAUUUUUUGGUCGUCGAUUUUUGAGUCUCGGAAUAGAUGUU
Molecule: messenger RNA, 1853 nt
Organism: Phragmites australis (common reed)
Lineage: Eukaryota; Viridiplantae; Streptophyta; Magnoliopsida; Poales; Poaceae
Product: E3 ubiquitin-protein ligase Os03g0188200-like
Exons: 1
Coding region: 267-1370 (367 amino acids)
Source: RefSeq, a predicted model, not a curated record